Molecule: messenger RNA, 2390 nt
Organism: Nanorana parkeri
Lineage: Eukaryota; Metazoa; Chordata; Amphibia; Anura; Dicroglossidae
Gene: H6PD
Product: hexose-6-phosphate dehydrogenase/glucose 1-dehydrogenase
Exons: 4
Coding region: 10-2379 (789 amino acids)
Biological process (GO): pentose-phosphate shunt, oxidative branch; pentose-phosphate shunt; glucose metabolic process
Cellular component (GO): endoplasmic reticulum
Molecular function (GO): NADP binding; glucose-6-phosphate dehydrogenase activity; 6-phosphogluconolactonase activity
Source: RefSeq, a predicted model, not a curated record
GUGUCAGUCAUGAUGCAUUGGAGGACUCUCUGUGUCUUGCUCCUGGUUGGCACGAUUGCGGUCACCUGCAGAAAAAAGGGUCACGUAUCCGUUAUUCUUCUCGGGGCUACUGGAGACUUGGCUAAAAAAUACCUAUGGCAGGGACUCUUCCAGCUCUAUCUGAACGAAGUCUCAAGGGGCCACACCUUCAGUUUUCAUGGAGCUGCACUGACCGCUCCAGAAAAAGCCGAGGCCAUAUUGUUCAAUUCACUUAAGGGUCUGAGCUGCCCGGCUGAUGUCGAGGCGGACCGGUGCGCCCUUGUGAAGGACCAGUUUCUGAAGCUCACCCGUUACCGACAACUGAAGACAGCUGAGAACUAUACUGCGCUGCACCAGGACAUCCUCACUUCACUAGCAGAAGAAGAUCUUCAUGAAGCUGGCAGACUUUUCUACUUGUCAGUCCCUCCAUUUGCCUAUGCGAACAUUGCUCAGAACAUCAAUGGCAGCUGCCGGCCUCCCCCUGGAGCAUGGCUACGGGUGGUGCUGGAGAAGCCCUUUGGGCACGACUAUGAGUCUGCUAAGAAGCUGGCCAGUGAUAUGCAAACUUUCUUCCAAGAAGAAGAGAUCUAUCGGGUAGAUCAUUAUCUAGGAAAACAGGCAGUUGAACAGAUUCUGCCUUUUAGACGACGCAACUACAAGCAGCUAGACUCAAUCUGGAACAGGCAGCAUGUGGACAGAGUGGAAAUUGUCAUGAAGGAAACUGUUGAUGCAAAAGGCCGCACUAGUUUUUAUGAAGAAUAUGGUGUCAUACGUGAUGUCAUCCAGAACCACCUGACAGAAAUUUUAACCUUGGUUGCCAUGGAAGUGCCAAAUAAUCUCACCAACUCAGAUGAUGUCCUGAGAGCCAAACUGGAGUUAUUGGAUUCUCUGCAUCCCCUGGACAGCAGCAGGACUGUCAUUGGUCAGUACCAAAACUAUGUACAACAGGUCAGAGAGGAGUUGGAAAAACAUCCACAAUUUUUCACUAAAACACCGACCUUUGCAAGUGCCCUUAUCUAUAUUGACAACAUGCGGUGGGAAGGAGUGCCCUUUCUCUUAGUAUCGGGCAAAGAUUUGGAUGAGAGGACUUCAUAUGUCAGAAUUGUGUUUAAAGAAAAUGCUUUCUGCCUGCAAAAAGAAUCUGCCCGGGACACGGUGAAAAAUCCUUGCAAGCCCAGGCAGGUGGUAUUCAACAUUGGACACGGAGACCUGGGCUUUCCAGCUGUGCUAGUAAGUCGCAAUUUAUUCAAACCAAGCCUUGUACCCAGUCAGUGGGGAGAAGUGUCUGAAAUCUCGAAUGUCUUCGUGUUUGGUCAGCCUCUAUCUGAUUAUUAUGUAUACCGUCCAUUUCAAGAAAGAGAAGCUUACUCCAUACUUAUCUCAAAUAUUUAUCGGGGUAAGAAGGAUUCCUUCAUCACAACAAAAAAUCUACUGGCUUCCUGGAAGUUCUGGACUCCCGUCUUGGAGGAACUGGAGAGAGUUCCACCAAGAGUCUAUCCAGGAGGUUCAGAGACCGUUCAUUUGCUAGACUUUGUGACCGAGCAUGGCGAGCUACGUUUUCUGACGGAUGAACAUUUAGAGAUAAUGGGCAUGGAGCAAAAGACAAAUACAUUUGCUUCAACACAGUCCAUAUUUCUCGGGAACACCAUGGUGUCUAACUGGGCUGAACAGCUGAUACAGCAACUAGCGCAGGACAUACAAAGAGCAGCAGAAGAAGCUGUGAAAAUCUCGGGCAGCUUCCACCUGGCUCUCUCUGGGGGCUCCAGCCCUAUCGCGUUGUUUCAGAGAUUGUCUAGGCACCAUCAUGGCUUCCCGUGGAAACACACUCAUUUAUGGCUGGUGGAUGAGCGCUGUGUGCCAUCUACAGAUAUUGAUUCUAAUUUUGGCAGCCUUGAAAGACAUCUGUUGCAGCAUGUCCGAGUCCCCUAUGUAAAUAUCCACCCCAUGCCUGUACAUAGGAACCAAAGGCUCUGUGCUGAAGAAGAUCAGGGUACCCAGGUCUAUGCUCAUGAUAUCUCUGCCUUGGUCAGCAAUUCAAGCUUUCACCUUGUGAUUUUGGGACUGGGGAAUGAUGGCCAUACUGCCUCCAUCUUCCCCGGCUCCAAGAAUGGGAUCACAGGAGAUGAAAUGGUGGUGUUUUCAAAAAGUCCAGUGAAGCCUAACGACAGGAUGAGCCUUAGCCUUCCACUCAUUAAUAAAGCCCAGAAAGUCGCCGUCCUUGUCCUAGGUAAAGGGAAGCACGAUAUUGUAACUCUCAUUAGCAGAGCAGAAAGCAAUCCCAAUAAAUGGCCCAUCUUUGGAAUAAAACCAACAUCUGGACAGUUGGUAUGGUACAUUGAUUAUGAAACUCUGUUUAAGUAAAAAAAAAAAAA